This is a messenger RNA of Aspergillus pseudoviridinutans, 2364 nucleotides long. Its product is annotated as Zn(II)2Cys6 transcription factor. Lineage: Eukaryota; Fungi; Ascomycota; Eurotiomycetes; Eurotiales; Aspergillaceae. Gene Ontology annotation, cellular component: nucleus. The transcript has 4 exons. Gene Ontology annotation, biological process: positive regulation of transcription from RNA polymerase II promoter by galactose. The record is from RefSeq and is a predicted model, not a curated record. Bases 1 to 2364 code for a protein of 787 amino acids. Gene Ontology annotation, molecular function: DNA-binding transcription factor activity, RNA polymerase II-specific; RNA polymerase II cis-regulatory region sequence-specific DNA binding; zinc ion binding.
AUGAGCACUGAGGACGCCAUGGGCCAACGGGGCAUCAAGAGAGCAAGGCCUUUGCUAGCCACAGAUUCGAGCAAGCCACGGGGACCGUAUGCACUUCGUGCAUGUACGUCUUGUCGGCGACGGAAAUGCAAAUGCGACGGCCAUCAACCAUGCGGCUACUGCCACACUCGCGGCCAGCUUUGCAUCUACGUGAAUGAAAGUAUUCCUCUUCAACAUCCGGCACAACAACCGCAGCAAGUAUCACAACACCAGGCGCAAAGGCAAGUCUUUCACAAUGAUCCGCUCUCGCACAACAGAUGCCCACUGCUAGCUAUCCCUGAUGACCCUGUAUCAUUAGGCGAUGACUUCUCUCGUCCGCGCAGUACCCGUGCUUCUCUCACAGGAGAAGCUACAAGUCUACGCAGCAAACUGAACAAUGCCAGAUCGAUGAUCGAAAUGAUUGACAAACCGAACAGCAACACUGAUUCUGCGGCUUGGAAGGGCCUAGAUUUGGAUGAAGAACUGCGUUCUGAUGACCAAUUGAAAGCCAUGCCAAAGACACCAGGUCCGGCGAAAGAUCGGGACGGACUUGAACCAAACACAACCAGCCCAGCUUUCUACGGACCAACAAGCCCGGACUACAGUAUGAAUCUCGUGCGGACAAAAUUACGAGAGCGAGGGCACCUCGCACCCUUGCACCGCCGCCAGAUGCUGCCGAGUCUAAAAGGGAAAAGUACCGUCUCGUGCACCACCCAUUGGCAACCAGAACGGCACUGUGACAGACACCAGUUGCUACAGUUCCGGUCUUGGCUGACGUUGCAAGAUGCCAGAGACGUCCUAUCUACUUACCACGAGGUCGUGGGAGUCUUGCAUCCAUUUGUCGACUUUGAACAUAUGAAAACGCAGCUGGACCUCUGGUAUUCUUACGAUUCGAGCCGAUCUGUUGGCAGAAAUGACGAGGUGGAUGAUGAUGAUCUCAUAAUCCUGGUUUUGAUACUAGCCAUUGCAGCACAUGCCCAAGUGGACACAGUACAUGCAAAAAUGGCGUUUGUUAUGCAUUCUAGCUUUCAGCACGCUGCCAAUGCUACAGUCACAUCCGGCACAGCAAGCAUCAAACAAGCCACCAUCGUUUUAUUACUGGGCUACUAUUACUUCACCUACGAUCUGCCACAGCUUGCGUUAAGAAUGUGCGGCACAGCUGGGCGCAUUUUACUGGAACUUGGGUUUCAUAAUAGCGAUACACUGAAUCAAGUUCUUCGGUCAGAGAGCCGGCAUAAGGCAGCUUGCAUCAUGAUGUCCACCGUCAUUGUACUUGAUCGUCAAUGGAGCGCGAUGACCGGCCUGCCAGCAAACUUUCCCAAUGCCACAUUUAAUCCGACAUCUACCUUGGUGAGCAUUUUAGCCCCUAUAAUCCUCAGGACAGGCGGAGAAAUCUUCAAUUCGUGCAAGAUCUUUGUUCAGCUUGACGCUCCUUAUACGAAUGCAAUGCACAAGCUUAUCUUAAUCAGCGACAGAUUCAACGAGCCUAUAACUCUUGCAGCUGAGGGCGGCGGCUAUGCAGAUGAUGAUGCCGUUGAGCUCUUAGUUUUCCAAAUCCAACAGUGGCAAAGAAAUGUUGUCGGAGGCCGAACCCUUCGCGACAUGCUGUCUUGUUUUUCAGAACAGUCCGCUGUUCCACCCGCGUGGGAGCUACUAGUGGUUUUCCGAGCCGCGUCCAUCCGAAGCCUCUUGCUGCGGCCGUAUUUCUUCCCAACAUCGCAUAUCCAGAGAAGCAAACAACAUCUUCUCCCAGCCCUUGAACUAGCCUCAGAUGUUACGGGUGCUCUCACAAGUUUGGAUUGCACUACAUCUAUCUAUCGCAACCACCGACCAUACUACCAACACAUAUUGUCAUCCAUUUGUGCCCUCCUGUUCCUGGUAGCCGCUCACGUCGAAGAGCACCGGCAGGCUAUCCAUCAAUACCUACCGCCCGAUUAUGAUGACCAAAUUAUCCGUUACUUCCAGUCGGCGAGAAAGCUGACUGAAAAGUAUGCGGACGUAUCCAAGGGAGCCAAUACUCUGUGGAGGAGAAUCCAAGAACUAUGUCGUGCUAUGGAAGCCUCCGGCUCACAGCACUCUUCAUCCGCUCCCCCCCAACCUAGUUUUACGUUGGUAGGUACCUCCUUGACGCACCAGCAAGCCGAGGAGUCCCCAACUUUUAUAGAUCCACAAAAAGAAAGCACGACGGCUGUGGAAAAGACACCCUUUGAGUUUGAUCCGUGCUCUUUCGGCGCCAGCUUGGAUAUCGAUAUCUCAAUCGAGGAUGACAGCGGCCUUUUGCAGGACUCACAGGUCUGGGGACUAUCAGAUUGGCCAUCUAAUCUACAAAGCUAUCUAUUUCAGUGA